Necator americanus (New World hookworm) is the source of this 288-nucleotide messenger RNA. RefSeq lists its product as uncharacterized. Gene Ontology annotation, molecular function: nucleic acid binding. The record is from RefSeq and is a predicted model, not a curated record. NCBI's taxonomy places the organism in Eukaryota, Metazoa, Nematoda, Chromadorea, Rhabditida, Ancylostomatidae. The transcript has 2 exons. The coding region runs from base 1 to 288 and encodes 95 amino acids.
AUGUGGUGGAAUCAGCUCGGAGUGAUUAACUGUGAGCUACUUCAGCCUAACGAAACCAGCACUGGGGAACGUCACCAACAAAAAUUAAUCCAAAUGAGAAUAUCACAUGCACCGGUCGAUGACUCGUUGCCUGGCCCUGAAAAGCAACUCACUACUCACGAAGAAGUCAAGAAUUGGAUCGAUUCUUGGAUCGCCUCAAUAGACGAGGAACGUUUCCGACGCGGAAUCCGUAUGCUGGCGAAAACAUGCAGUAAACUCGUAGCUAAUUAUGGACAGUACUUUGAAUAA